CACAAGUCCACCUUAGCUGCCAUCAACAAUGACGACAUUCAGCUGCUCACAAUGGGCACUUAUUGCGGAGCGUCUACUCCCAUUGGACAGGCUUCAACGCCAGGCCAUUGACAAAGACCUGCACCUUGUCCAUGUCGCCGGGCCACGGAGACGCGCCACGCCCGAAAUACGCGCUGAGCGUGACAGCAUUCGCGGCUUCCUCAGGCUCAUGAUGACCUGCCGCGAGCUGUACCACGACCUCCCCUUCGCCGUGCCCAAGUGGUGCCUCAGUGACAACUUCAAGUUCAUCUUUCGGUGUCAUGGCGUGAUAGACUGGCCACCUGAGUUUGCCAAGGAUUCGGGGCUCCCGCACGAGCAAGCAUGGCUAGACGACCGGUUCCUCGCUCUGUCGUGGCUUGGCGUAAACUGGAGCAAGUCUUGCUGUGUAUUCGAACGGACCAAGUUCCACUCCUGCUUCAGAGCCAAGGCCCAGACCUGCGUCAAAGUGCUGACUUACUCGCCCGUUGGAUUACUUCACGAAUACGCCCAAGCGUUCAAGAGAGACGCGAACACUGCCCGCAGCAGGAGCGGAACCGCCACAAGCGUCACGUCUGCGCUAGCAGCCGACCCCUCGUCAUCAACAACAACGACAACAGUGGCAACACCAACUACAACGGCAGCCACAGCGACUGCAGGAGCGGAAGCAACAACAACUACGGCAACAGCAGCAACCGUUCGCAGCACUCGCAGAAUCCACACGCCUCCACGUGCAGCACUGCUUCAACUGUGCAUCACCAUUGAGAGCAUGGUUGAACUGACACAGUUCAUGCAGCUUCUCAUGGACAUGCAACGCUGCGCCGUUCGCAUCAUGUGCAAGGUUAAGAUCCAGUUCAGGUCAGGCCACCCCACAACUAUUCGAGACCUGUCGUUCUUUGACCUGCACCACAUUACCCUCCACUCCAGCGACGUUGAGCUGGUGAACGUGCGGUUUUACGGUGUGCACGAGGUACAGUGGUUUGCAUGCGGGCAUCAGCGACUUGACACCGUUGAGUUUGUUCGCGCGCACAAGGUGCUGCUGAGCCAGCCCCCAACCACAGGCAUCCCCGUCAACACGGAGGCGCUCCGCGGGGUGCCAUAUGUUGUGCUGUGGGGAGUGGUGCCGAGCGAUCUUGGGCCACUGCGAAGAGCGACAGGCGUCAGCUUGCGCGACACGUACGCUCACGACGUACCCUCGCUACGUGAUGUGCGCAUACUCGCCCUGGACAAAUGCCAGCUGGACGAGCUUCCGGCACUCACGCUGAACAGCGAGGUCGUUUUGCUGACCGACCAAAACCACAUCGGUGCACUCACGCUGCCCGCUGCUUCUCGCGUUCGGGUGGACAGGUGUCCCCUGCGCGCCAUUACCGUUGGGCAACAGGCGCCGUCACUAGGACCAGACAGCACCCGCACCCACCGCCUCCCAAACCAGCAUCCGGGCACUAUUCACGUGACUGACGUGCACAUCAGCAACUGCCAACUCCUCGAGAGCCUCACCGUGCACGACAACGGCAGCACCACAUCCAACCGUGCUUGUCAAGUCUACAUCGCAGGCGCAUCAGCGCUGCGGCGCCUCAAGCUGAUGCCGCGGACCGAGCUGACAACAGCGGGGUGCGCGCAGUUCCCUCUUCAGUGCUUGCAGUCCACCCCCAUGCAUACGAUGCGUCUUGCGGUGGCGAGCACACUGGCCAGGCUUCAGUCGCUGCCAGACGACGCGAAUGUGCUCCUGGGCUGCUGUCAGGGGUGCGCCAUCAGCGCUGGUGAUGCAGCACUUCAACCUCGCUACGACACCAGCACCAACGUCAAUACCACGACCAGCACCGCGCCGCCGUUCAGCGGGAGCACCGAAGCCGCCGGGUCUUCGGCUGCACGCGGCACCACUUCCACCAGAGCACAGCUGCCGCCGUGCGUGAAGCAGAUCGACAUGAUGACGAUCACUGGGCCCACCACGCCCGCACAGCUGCAAGCGUUUCAUGCACAAGCAUCCACAAACCCGUCUGUGGCGCACGGCGUCUACUACGAAGCCAACUUACUUUGGAUCGGCGAGGAGCGUCCUGCGCGCGUUUGUGGUGAUGCGAGCGAAGGCGCCAAGCUGACUGAGCCCGUUGCUGAGGUUGCAGACAACAACAGCACCGCCGAUCGCCCCAGCGUUUUGAAUGCGGAGUCGCUGAGCAAGCUCAAGGAGAGGGCUCGUGCAGCCAGAGCAAGAGCAAGGACCGAGGCCCCACAAAUGUACAUCACCCGCAAAGGCCACAACAACCACAUCAACCAUGUAAGGUUUUACCAUUCCAGGAACUACUUCUGCUACAACAACAACAAUAACAGCAGCAGCAGCAGCACCAGCAGCACCGCCAGCAGCACCAGCUCCAGCACCAGCACCAACACUAGCACCAGCACCAGCACCAGCACCAGCAGUGCAGCUGCAACCACUUUGGCCCAGUUCGGUGGCAUCUUUGCCGACAGCAGCAGCACAGUUGCAAUACCGCCAGUGGUACCGAUUCCUGAUGACCCGAUUGGACUGGAAGCUCUGCACGUCCCGGACAGCGGAAGCACGAGCAGCAGCACCAGCCCAAGCUCUUGGCUGGUGGACUUGCGGCCCAAGCACAUGCACGACGGCCGCACCACCACCACCACCGCCAGCACCAGCACCACCACCACCACCACCGCCAGCACCAGCACCACCACCACCACCACCGCCAGCACCAGCACCACCACCACCACCAGCACCACCACCGCCAGCAUCAGCAGCAGUAGCAGCGGUGGCAUAGACCUGUUGCCUGGGUCUGAUCCACUCGCGUCGCUGCCACGUGUGGAUCCCCUUGCUCCGGACGCAUGCAGCACGCUCGUAUCAGAGAUAGAGAGUGAGCGGAACAACGACGCUGCAUGGGACGCCAUGGUGGCGGUGCCUGAAGACAACGAUUUGGCGAUGCUGCUGCCACAGUGGAACAUCGACGUGAAUGCUGUUGACUCCAUGGUGUUGGGCGAUGACGGGAUGGCGCCGCACACGAUGCACGAGGCCGCCAGCUUGCACGAAGCCGUCAGCACCACCAGCAGCGACACACAGGGCUCGCCCCCGCCGGCCGGGCCUGCCUGUAGUCCUGUCCAGAAGACCUCAAAGGACACAGGCCUCGAGGCACUUGGCGACGAGCACGAUGACACUGCAGUGCCCUCACUCGCCACCACCCCACACUGCGACAGUGCUGACGCUGGCAGUGGUGGCAAUCUGCAAGUUACACGUGAUGGUGGCGCCCUUGUGGCCAGCGAUGACCGUGCCCGUGGCUGUGAGGGCCGUGGGGAGAAAUGCGGUGAGGGCGAUGCUGUAGGUGUUGAAGGCGAAGGAGUCCUGGGCAAGAGCGAGGCAGAGGAUAUGGCGAGCAGCCACAGCAACGUCGUAUUUGUUGAUGCCCAAGCCAGUGGAGCAGUGACAUCCAAGCGCCCGAGAUGGUACCGGCUGUUGACGCGGAUGGUCCUGCGGAACGCACAGCUUGACCGGCAGUUUCGAGGGUUCGAGGCGUUCUCGCGCCUGGCCAGGGUCGAGCUUGUGUCCUGCACGCUCAACCAUGCUGUCAUCAGCAACAUCGCCGACGUUGGCAUCUACAUGUGCACUGGCAUCGCCUCCGUGCGCGGUGUGAAGAAGCUCGUCGCCAACAGCCUGCGCCUGACUUUCCAGAGCCUCGAGGACAUUGCCGAGGCAUACAUCGUGGCCAGCUCAGAGACAUACAUUGGGCACACGGCCAACGUUGCCAAGUGCGAUAUUGACCUGCGUGGCCUGCGCAGGUUUUUGCAGAGGCAGACGAGAGAGACAUUGCAGGUACCGCUGCUUGAGCGCGCGCGUGCGCUGGACGGCAUCGCCUGCCUCCACCUCACGUGGUCCUACCUGAAAAAAGACCCAGACCGGCCCUACGACGCAGUGUUGCAGAUGACAAAGCAGCGGUGGCCGAAGACGCUGCGCGAACGCUUUCUGUUGUACCGGCAGAUUGUGCAGGAUAUGAAGGAAAAGCGCCAAGAGCACCCCCGCAUGCUUGAAUUGAGACUCGAGCGCACAUAGUGGUGCGGACCGGCAGAGGCAGGGACACAAGGAGUGACAUGAGGGGGCGGUCAUGAAGUCGUGGGAGGCUGGUGGUUGGUGGUUGGUAGCUCAACAACGCC
Salpingoeca rosetta is the source of this 4164-nucleotide messenger RNA. RefSeq lists its product as uncharacterized. Lineage: Eukaryota; Choanoflagellata; Craspedida; Salpingoecidae. The coding region runs from base 29 to 4063 and encodes 1344 amino acids. The record is from RefSeq and is a predicted model, not a curated record. The transcript has a single exon.